ACUGCUUCAGCUUCUCAUUUUUGGCAUGAAUUUGGAAAUGACUUUUGAUGGCAAGAUGAAGUCUGUGAACGAGCAGCCUGACCAGAAGUCAUGUCAUAAGAAGGGUAAAGGUUUGCUUUUUCUUUUGUCCCCAUGGUGGUGCCCUGCUGCUAUGGUUCUCAUCAUCGUUUGCCUGGGGUUAUCAGUGACCCUUAUUAUACAGUGGAUGCAAUUACUCCAGGUAUCUGACCUCUUAAAGCAAUACCAAGCAAACCUUACCCACCAAGAACAUACCCUGGAGGGACAGAUCUUAGCCCAGCAGCAAGCAGCAAAUGCUUCAGAGAAGAAACUCAAGGAAACUAUAGACACCCUUACCUGGGAGCUGCAGGAGAAAUCCAAAGAGCAGGAAGAACUUCUGCGACAGAACGUGAACCUCCAAGAAGCCCUGCAGAGAGCUGAAAACUUUUCAGUACUCCAGGUAUCUGACCUCUUAAAGCAAUACCAAGCAAACCUUACUCACCAAGAACAUAUCCUGAAGGGACAGAUCUUAGCCCAGCAGCAAGCAGCAAAUGCUUCAGAGAAGAAACUCAAGGAAACUAUAGACACCCUUACCUGGGAGCUGCAGGAGAAAUCCAAAGAGCAGGAAGAACUUCUGCGACAGAACGUGAACCUCCAAGAAGCCCUGCAGAGAGCUGAAAACUUUUCAGGUCCUUGCCCAGAAGACUGGUUAUGGCAUAAAGAAAACUGUUACCUGUUCUCUUCAGAGUCAUCUUACUGGACAAAGAGCCAAGAAACUUGCCUGUCUUUGGAUGCUCAGAUGCUACACAUUAAUAGCAUAGAUGAUCUGAACUUCAUCUCGCAAGCAACUUCCCAUUCCACAUCGCCAUUUUGGAUGGGAUUGCACCGGAAGAAACAAAACGAACCCUGGCUGUGGGAGAAUGGCUCUUCUUUGCGUCCUCACCUAUUUAAGAUCAGGGGGAUUCCUUCCCAGACGCAUCCAUCAGGUACCUGUGUGUACAUUCAAGAGGGAGCUGUUUUUGCUGACAACUGCAUUUUAACUGCAUUCAGCAUUUGCCAGAAGCAGGCAAAGCUAUUGCCGAUGCACUGAAUUUAAAGAUCCUGGAAGAACAGGAGAAGACCUUGGACUGUUGUUAUGAAAUUUAAGCUAUUCUUGCUUACUUGAAUGUAAAACAUGAUUUCCCCUGACAGCUGUCAGCAAACUACUACCUUCAGUUCACCUCAGCUGAGGCAAGGACCAGAAGCAGAGACUGGGGAUCCAGUUGCUUGACAUCUUUGUUUCCAACGUUGUGAGUCCAAUUGUUUAUCCACAGUUUUGCUCUUUCCAAGCCUCCCAGUCAACCUGCAAUCCUUCAUUCCUUUCCUCUUUUAAAUGAUGACUCCUGCUUGACCUGAAAAAUCAGUCUCCUGUACCUCAGAGUGACUUUUGGAGCUGCAUGGAAGGCAGAUUAUAGAGACCCUGCUAAAGUGCAGGCAGAAGGCUCAGGAGGAAAGUGUGUCUGAGAAGCAGCAUGCAAAGAAACAGCACAGAGGAAAAGCAACCCUGCAAGCAGGGACUUGUGUCCCUGUUGAAGCCCCAACUUGAUCUUUGUAACUGUGGUCCAUCUCCAGACUGAACCAUUUACAUGUUUGCAUUUUUUAAAUUUUAUUUUAUGUUUGUAGGGGGUUGCCUACAUGUAUUUCUGUGUGCCACAUGAGUGCCUGAUACCGUUGGAGAUCAGAAGUGAGCAUACUGUCCAUUUACAGAUGGUUGUGAGACAUUAUGUAGGUUCUAGGAAUUGAACUCAUGUCCUCUGGAAGAACAGCCAGUGCUCUUAAGCCUGAACUACCUCUCCAGUCACUGUGAUUAGUUCUUGCAUAAGUUAUUUCUUUGUCUUUUCUCUAUCAAACAACAGUAUUGUGAAUUUAACCCUUUAAAAUAGUAUUGUUUAGAAUGAUAUAAUAUGUGGCCCCAAAGCAAAACCAGACUUUUUUUCUCUUAAAUUACACAUCCUUUGUAGACAACCUCUCCUUGAUCUCUAUGCUAUGAUCCAAAAACGUACAUAACCAAAAUGGAAGAAACUAAGUUUUGGGACAAGUUCUUAGAGCAAUAUGAGUUGGAUACAAAAAUAGUGUUCUUUUGGAACAGAUGGACUUAGAAGCUUCUAUUUUCAAAGCUUCCAUUUUCCACAUACUUCAGAGACCUUUCCACUUCAAAGGAAGCGUUCCAUUGUUUUAGGCCAGCAAUUGUGUGUGUGUGUG
This is a messenger RNA of Chionomys nivalis (European snow vole), 2238 nucleotides long. RefSeq names its product oxidized low density lipoprotein receptor 1 (gene Olr1). The record is from RefSeq and is a predicted model, not a curated record. Gene Ontology annotation, biological process: lipoprotein metabolic process; cell death; leukocyte cell-cell adhesion. Gene Ontology annotation, molecular function: low-density lipoprotein particle receptor activity. The coding region runs from base 26 to 1087 and encodes 353 amino acids. Lineage: Eukaryota; Metazoa; Chordata; Mammalia; Rodentia; Cricetidae. The transcript is spliced from 7 exons. Gene Ontology annotation, cellular component: signaling receptor complex; plasma membrane.